Molecule: messenger RNA, 429 nt
Organism: Paramecium tetraurelia
Lineage: Eukaryota; Ciliophora; Oligohymenophorea; Peniculida; Parameciidae
Exons: 2
Biological process (GO): mRNA splicing, via spliceosome
Cellular component (GO): spliceosomal complex; U5 snRNP; U4/U6 x U5 tri-snRNP complex
Source: RefSeq, a predicted model, not a curated record
AUGUCUUACCUUCUACCUCAUUUAAAUAACGGUUGGCAAGUUGAUCAGGCAAUCUUGGAUGAAGAAGAGAAACUAGUUAUCAUUCGUUUUGGACAUGAUUGGGAUCCCUAAUGUAUGCAAAUGGAUGAAAUCCUCUAUAAAUCUGCUGAAAAAAUAAAAAAGUUUGCAGCUGUUUAUUUAGUUGAUAUCACUAAAGUGCCUGAUUUCAAUACGAUGUAUGAACUAUAUGAUCCAGUGACGGUGAUGUUUUUUUACAGAAACAAACACAUGAUGAUUGAUUUGGGAACAGGGAAUAACAAUAAAAUAAAUUGGGCUAUGAAUGAUAAGCAGGAAUUCAUAGAUAUCGUGGAAAUCAUUUAUCGAGGUGCUAGAAAAGGCAAGGGUUUAGUUGUUGCUCCAAAGGAUUAUUCAACCAAAUACAAAUAUUGA